Ogataea angusta is the source of this 873-nucleotide messenger RNA. RefSeq lists its product as uncharacterized. The coding region runs from base 1 to 873 and encodes 290 amino acids. The record is from RefSeq and is a predicted model, not a curated record. The transcript has a single exon. Lineage: Eukaryota; Fungi; Ascomycota; Pichiomycetes; Pichiales; Pichiaceae.
AUGGAUGUUAAGGUUGACAUUGAGGAGCAGCUGAGGCGCAACCCACAGCAGAUGAUUCUUGGAAAUCUUUCCGACCCCUCCUCACUGGAACCAGAUCUCAAAACCGUUUUUGAUCAUAUUUUGUCGAGAGCUUUUGAAGGUGUUUCUGCGCGCAAUACCAUAGACUCAUUACUAAAACAAGUUGAUAAUGUUGAGAACUUCCAGAGACAGCUGGAGGAUGUCGUUUACCAGAAGGUCGAGGCUUCGCUGAGUGAAAACAUUAAACGCGUACAGGGCGAAUUGGACUGCCUACUACAAAAAGACGAUCAUCCAACAGAAGAGAAUGAAGCAGCAUUCAUAGAGAGAAUUGGCAAUUCUCGGGAUCUGAUUGAUCAAACCAUGACCAAUGGAGAGCCAGGCUACAACCAAGAUUCAAACAAUCAUGCGCUAGUAAAUAAUAGCCUGCAGCCUGCCUCGCCGAAAAGUAUGCCUUACGAAAUAAUGAACUACCGUUUGCCAAGAGGACCCAGGUCAAACAAAAGUCUGACAGUGCGCGAGCUCCAUGAUGUGUGGUAUAUCGGGGACCCCGACAUUGGAAAGCCUUCGGUCUGCGAAAUACUUCAGAGAUAUCCGACGUGGAAAUCAACCCAGACUACCUAUUUUAAUCGACUUAAGCGAGUUGCAAAUUUGAUAGAGGAAAUUGCACGUGAUUUGAGUGGUCAUCCCAUUGAGGCCCGCAGGCUGGAAGCAGUUAAGUUAAUAGAAGCUUUCAUGGAGAAAAACAAGCUCGGAGGAGUCAGUGCAUUGUCUGAUCUUUGUUCAAACCAAAAAGGUGCACCCGGAUUCGAGACGGUAAAGUCAAGGGUACUUGAAAAUUUCGCAGACUUACAAUAG